CUAAAACCCGCUCGUUGUGUCGUACGUUGUUGUUUUCGCUCAGUGAUUAUCAAUUUUCCCAACCGAUUUUUGUGGUUCGAGAAAGAAGAUCUUCAUGAAUCUUGGAUAUUAGCUGACGACCCUGGCAAUCAAAGGACUUUAUUGUUGAAAAAAAACAAUGAAAUAAAUUGACAGCAACAGAUGCGUUUGGUCAAAUUUCUGCAGAUGAGACGCCUUCGAGAGAGAAUGUAACAUAAAUCACAUAAAAAGACCAAUAGAAAACUGCAUCUCACUUAGACUCAAUUCUCACCACUCACCCACUUACCACUAUGGACGCUGAAGUACCACCAGAUUCACCUGUGACCCCAGGACUCACUAAGCACUAUGAAGGAUUUGUGGAGAAGAAAGGACCCAGGGACAAGGAUUAUGAGAAGCAGUGGAUAAUACUUCUUGGAGACAGAAUGCUGGCUUAUCCACAGAGACUGGCACAGCGAGAAAUCAACACAACUAAACCUAUAGACUCCUUUGUAAUCAAUAGGACUACAGAGAUUAAGCCUGAUUCGAAGGAGAAGACAAAACUCGCCAUCAAAUGUAAAGAAGGUCACUAUAAAUUCAAGAUGAGUACACCGGACGAAAGAGACAACUGGUGGAUAAGAUUCCAUGCUUUAGCCAAGAUGGAAAUUCCCAAAGUUCAUCUGUUACCUGGACAGAUUAUCGCUCUACAAGAAAUCAUAGAAAAUACUCAAAUGAAUUACCAGACACCCAGCUCAAAUCCUUCAUCUCCUAAUCAAAUUAAGCCAAAGCUACCAGCAGUGACGAGGACGCCCUCGACGAAGACGUUUGUCAAACGACAAUCCCAAGAGGAUAUGGACGCAGGUUUAAAUGGUCAAUACCACUUCUACCCAGACAAACAUCUGAUGGACUUUAAGGACGAUUGUCCAAUUCCACCGACGUGGUUCUUUCAAGUUUCAAGGUUGCAAGCAGAGGAGUUGCUUCUUAACAAUCGGGAGAGUGGUGCGAUUCUCAUUCGUGAAGGAGAGGCCCACGCGGGAUUCUCGCUCAGUAUGAGGCAAGAUCCACCCAAAGGCAACCCCCUAGCCCACCCUACCAUUAAGCACUUCCGCUUUGUCUGGGAAAAGUUCACCUUUAAACUGCUCAUUGAGGAACCGCAACCAAUGAUGCCAACCAUGUAUGACCUUCUGGCUUUCUUCAUCGAAAAACAUGGAGGUGAUAUCAAACCUAUGCAGACGAGAGAUCCAUCCGCCUUAAAGCAGUCGCAACAUCCGUAUGAAUGUGGACUCAAGGGAACCAGGAAAGAUCCAGAAAAUGGUGAGCCCCGUCGCGGUCAUGAAACCUAUCUGGAACCAACGAGAGCACCACCAAUGCCACCAGCUAGGCCGAGGCCUGAUCGCCAGUCCUUACCAGCAUCAUUUAAUGAAUCAUAUAAACCGGGAGAGGCUAUGGGACCAGGAAAUCGGUUGCAUUUACAGACGUCUGCACCCACUAGUAAUACUUCCCCUUACGUGGUACCUGAAUCUUCGAUACCAACGUACGUUAAUGUGGGCCGAGAUACACUCAGAACGAUACAUGAGGGCAAGAAGGACAUACACUCUCGAAGAGCUGAACGCUAUUCUACAACCGACGCCCCAUCUCCCCAUUCAUUCAAUUUAGAUCAACAUCCUCCCCAGCUUCCUCCUCCUCGACAACGGUGUGUCUCCUCCGCUGAUAUGGAGAGUUCGAACCUAGGUACGAGUCGGAAACAAGUUCUCUCCUACAAAAAGAAACCGCGCUCUCAGAGCUUCAAUUCAGGGACUCGUUGAUAGAGUGUGAUAAUAACCCUGCUCCAAGAGAGCUAGAAAAGAUCUUCAAAAAGUUUGGAAUUGCAACAGAGAAAUAGAGGAUGCUGUUUUACAUCUUGCUCUGGCUGGACGACAAGGAUCCCUUCUUUAGAAACUUUGUAAAAUGACCGGAAUUAAAAGUGGAUAAAACCUAUUUGAACAAGAACCCAAUACAAGAUUGUUCAGAGUACAUGGUUACGAAUUUUCAGGUUACAAAUUUUCACUGGCCAGUAUUUCUAUUAUCAAUAUUGAAACCCUACUGUAAUUUACUUGAUGCUGUGCUGCUCUGGAUCACAAUAAUAUACCAUCGAAUUUCCUGACCAUUUCAAUAUCAUCCACAUGGUUUGGAUUGAUAGUAAACUAUGCCAGCGAUGGGAGCUACACUUUACACAGUCAACCCUCCUACUGUUUGAACAUUUAAUACCAUCCACAUGGUUUGGAUUGAUAGUAAACUAUGCCAGCGAAGGGAGCUACACUUUACACAGUCAACCCUCCUACUGUUUGAACAUUUAAUACCAUCCACAUGGGGUGGAUUGAUAGUAAACUAUGCCAGCCUGCAAUAUGAGAUCAUGUGAUGAAUGCAUCUAUGCCGUACACAGUCAACCCUCCUACUGUCUGACCAUUCAAUGACAUCCACUGUAGUUUUGAAUGAUAGAUGAACUGUACCAGCCUGCGAUAUGAUAUUACUUGGUGAAUGCAUCUAUGCCAUACACAGUCAACCCUCCUACCGUCUGACCAUUCAAUAGCGUCCACAUAGUUUUGACUGAAUGAUGCACUAUACCAGCCUGCAGUAUAAUAUCAUGCAGUACACAGUGAACCAUUCUACUGUCUAAGCAUUCAUAUCAACCACUUUGCUUUUGAAUGAAAGAUAAUUUAUGUCAGCCUGCAGUCAACUACCAUACGUCAAAUGAUAACGCAACAAAAAGUGUGGGGGUUGUCUUUCUACUUCCAUCUUCUUCAUGUUCGUGUAUGCAACUGUGCUUCAAGUUAUCAAGGAAAGAAAGGCGCUAGACCACUUCUUCCUCCAAUCAAAGAGAAGGAUGAAAAACAAGAUGGCUGAUUGGGAUAUUAAUAGCAUAUUCAGACAUUUAUUUGAAAAAGGGUUUGAAAGUAGAAAAUAUUGUAAAGAAUAUGUCCAACUUGUUUGUGUUCUAGGAUUAAGUAACUGAGUCAAUGUUGCAGAAUGCUCAACUGUACUGAAACUAAUGGCAUAAAAUUUGCUGUUUUUAAAGGCAGUGGAUACUAUUGGUAAUUGUCAAAGACUAGCCUUCACAGUUGGUGUAUCUCAACAUAUGC
Messenger RNA from Asterias rubens (European starfish), 3113 nucleotides. RefSeq lists its product as uncharacterized. The record is from RefSeq and is a predicted model, not a curated record. NCBI's taxonomy places the organism in Eukaryota, Metazoa, Echinodermata, Asteroidea, Forcipulatida, Asteriidae. Gene Ontology annotation, molecular function: signaling adaptor activity. The transcript has 17 exons. Bases 309 to 1799 code for a protein of 496 amino acids.